AUGGCAACGGAAAAGAUCGGGAAGUUCCUUGGGGUCAGCUGGAUGUCUCAGUCUGGACUUUACCCGGCCCGACCCUUCGAAGUGGGCGCUGGUGCUGGAGAUGCCAAGUGUGGUGAUAGGUAUUGCAUGGAUUGCCAGAAGUGCGAGGCUUAUCGUGACAGCCUGUCCGAAAGUCAACGAGCCUAUUGGCCUUGCGGCUAUUGCCCCACAGGCCGCGGCGGCCAUUGCGAGCGCCGGAUCUUCUGCUCGGUGGCCGACGACGGGGUCUCCGAGUGUCCUCUCUACGAAGGAUGCUUCAAGCAUCAGGAUUGCAAAGACCACGAGUUCUGUUGGAGUUGGAAGAAGUGUCAGGAAGAAGAUGUCCAAAACAGUGGCACUUGUGGAGACAAACCGCGGAAGGACGGCUUCUGCAACGUCAUGAGCACCUGCAACACCCGUCGGUCCAUUGACGGUCAAUGCCGUGGAGCUAAGGCCUGCAACAGUCACCGUGAAUGUGGCGACGGUCUGUAUUGCGUCUCUUGGAGCAAGUGCAACGAGCGCUCACCCGACAUUUGCGGACCGGAGCCAGCCCACCGCGCUGGCAUUUGCCUUCCCAUUGAGCACUGUGUCCAUGGCUUUCAUCCCCCCUUGGGCGGCGAAUGCCCUGCGUGGUCCGCACACAAUGGAAGCGCAGGUGGGCAUCUGGAAGUCUCCGAAGUCUUGAAGCUGAACAGCACCUUGAUGUUGGCCGUCUGGGGCCAAGCCAUGAACUCUUGGCGGUGGAUCCGGCCGAAUCAGGAGCGUGACUUGAUGCUGGCACACCUGCACGACUACGCAUCCAACAGCACCGUGCUCGACGACUCAGAGCAUGUGGGUAUCUACGAGGUCACAGCUGGGAAGAUGCAACAACAGGACCAGGUGCAGCUCUCUUGUCCCUUCGUGGAGGCUUCGUGGAGUGGGACGCAGGUGGCCAUCCCCGCGCAUGGUCCCCGCUUCUAUGAGGCGACGGUGGAGGAUCAAGGGUUGUUUUUUUUGGUAAGUCCAGAAUCAGGAGGCAGUGAACUCACUGGGUGA
Molecule: messenger RNA, 1053 nt
Organism: Durusdinium trenchii
Lineage: Eukaryota; Dinophyceae; Suessiales; Symbiodiniaceae
Source: the annotation of a GenBank genome assembly